This is a messenger RNA of Dicrocoelium dendriticum, 1265 nucleotides long. The record is from the annotation of a GenBank genome assembly. Lineage: Eukaryota; Metazoa; Platyhelminthes; Trematoda; Plagiorchiida; Dicrocoeliidae.
GCCUUUUAUAAUACAAAUUAUGCCAAAUGGUACAGGGUGAUCUGUUUGUGGUGGAGGUUUCUGCGUGUACUGUGAAUUUGGAUUCUCAUUUGGAGUCGAGCGAAAUUGGUGCAAUAGUGAAAUUUUUGAACUUUCAGCCCUUUGAAUUUUUCCGAGCGGUGGAAUCUUCCGAGAGGAACGAAACAAGUGUCCUCUUCGACGUCAGAUGCAGUAAAUCAGCCACUUUCAGAUGCAAUUCUCGGGAGCUUCAGUCUGCAUUCGAUACUACUGCGAUUUAUGUAGUAGUAGCAAGAUGGCCAAAAGCAGCAGACACGCCCAGGGCGGAAUCAAAUUAUCGCUUUCUCGGACUGGCCACUAUUUCUUUGAGUGGAAUUCAAGCAUCUUUGCCACAGAACACGUGUGGUAAGGACAACGUGAAAGUUUUUAAUGUGUCUGGAACUUUCCAACUACGGGACGUGACUGGCCGUCCUGUCGGUAACAUCGACUUGUCUAUUUGCCUGUCGAGGCUCACCGAAUCAUCGCCUAUUGUGGUACACCACUCUACUCCGUUUGAUGACAUUGCCUCACUGAAACGUAAACCAUUUCCGAAGGCGGACGACACUGUUGCUCAACCCAAAGCAGAGCAAAAGCGAUGGAUGUCUGUGUCUGUCCAGACGACGACAGAUCGGGCUACUCAAGUGUACGAACACUGGACGAUCGGUGUUCCGUCCGGAGGGAGCGAUUUUUUACCCAAAGCGGCAUAUCCACUCGAUGCAGAGGAAUUUGGACUCCACAAAAAAGAGGAUGAUGUGCGUUUCCUAAAACGACAGCCAAGGGAUUGUGAUAUUUUUAUGUUUCGCCAAUCCACCAACCUGGUUGAUCCGCUUGACAACCAUCUCGAUUUGGGCGUGUUGCAACCUGCGCCAAUUCAAUUAAAUUGCACAGCCGAUGCACCUUCGUCAAGUGGUCCACAUGCAAAUCGGCCAAGAGCAACGAAAAGAAAUCGGUUUACUGCUUCAUCACAGAGAGGUCGAAUAGCGAGUCACGAAAACCGAUAUCACGGUUCAUCGACUUCCGAGUCAUCAACACAUACGCCAAUCGAAUACGGUGACUUUUCACGCCCAGCCGUAUCGGAACGCAGCUUAGCGUGCAGUCCCCUAGGUGCACCGUCCAGGCCAAAAUCAUGCGGGUCGCACAUUCCCGCACGCAUUUCGCAACUUGCAAUUCCGCGGAAAAGGAAUCCGGCUUCUGCACUUUUGGUUCCAAAAGGUGGGUAUUCUCCUUGA